This is a messenger RNA of Mytilus trossulus (common blue mussel), 1716 nucleotides long. RefSeq names its product phagosome assembly factor 1-like. The transcript is spliced from 14 exons. Gene Ontology annotation, biological process: Golgi to plasma membrane protein transport. NCBI's taxonomy places the organism in Eukaryota, Metazoa, Mollusca, Bivalvia, Mytilida, Mytilidae. Bases 134 to 1396 code for a protein of 420 amino acids. Gene Ontology annotation, cellular component: trans-Golgi network. The record is from RefSeq and is a predicted model, not a curated record.
CCAAAACAAAAAUGGCGAUAUCAUAAUGACAACAAACCAGAAUCAACAGUCUAAAAAUGUCUAUAUAAUUUUAUAACGUUUCAUUAUAAAACCUUUAUCUUAAUGCCGAUAGAAAAAAUAAUUUUAAAUUACCAUGCUCGAUCUAGAAGUAGUCCCGGAAAGGUCACUUGGAAACGAGCAAUGGGAAUUUAUUCUUGGUAUGCCAUUCAACCAGGCUAUCAGUAUAUUAAAAAGACAAGAUAGGUUCAUUAAAGGGGUACAAGUAUGGUAUAGUGAUCAGUAUCCCCUGCAGAUGGACCUAGUGUUGAACCUGUCUCAAGAUGGUGUCAGACUGAUUUUUGAUCCUGUCUCACAAAGACUUAAGGUUAUUGAAGUGAAUAACUUGGGAAAAGUCAAGUUAAAAUAUUGUGGAGUCCACUUCAGCUCCCCACAAGUACAACCUACUAUAGAACAGAUAGACCAGUCCUUUGGAGCAACUCACCCAGGAGUUUACAACUCUGAGAAGCAAUUAUUUGUGUUGAAUUUUAGAGGAUUAUCGUUUGAUUUUCCCAUAGAAUCAAAGUUUGAGCCUAAAUAUGCCCAUGGUUUAGGAUCAUUACAGUUUCCUAAUGGUUCCUCCCCAGUUGUAUCUAGGAUGUGUAUAUAUACAGGAAGUAGUUUAGUUGAGACAAAAGCACCUCCACUGCCCAUUCUUUGUUUCCAUGGGAACUGUUAUUUAGAUUGUUUAGAAGUAUUAAGGGAAAGAAAUGUGACUAAAGGAUUAAAGUUCUUGCUAGUAACUGAAGGAAAUGGUCCUGGUAAAUUAAUAGACCCAAGAAAAAAGAUAGUAGAAAGAAUAGUACAGUUUGGUGAUUCCAGUCAGGAUGUUAUUAGUGCCUUAGGUUGUCCUGGAAAGGUGUACUAUAAAGCAGAAGAUAAAAUGAAGAUUCAUUCCCCUUAUGUUCACAAGCGGAUACGAUCUCAAUGUUCCGAUUAUUUCUUUAAUUAUUUUACACUUGGUGUUGACAUUUUAUUAGAUGCAAAUACACAUCAAGUAAAGAAGUUUAUUCUACAUACUAAUUUCCCGGGUCAUUAUAAUUUUAAUAUGUACUAUAGAUGUGAGUGUAAGAUUCCUGUGAUGGUGGAGAACUCUAAACCUAAACUAAUACAGACAGGAGAAAAUGAAGACGAAGAAGUGAGAGUUAUUACAGCUUAUUCUAAAUGGGAUUCUGUUCAGAAUUACUUAAUACGACCAGACCAACAGCCCGUGAUAUUAAAUAGAUCAGCCUCUACAAAUACAAGUAACCCCUUUGGAUCUACAUUCUGUUAUGGUGUACAGGAUCUUAUAUUUGAGGUAAUGCAGAACCAACAUAUAGCAUCUGUAACUUUAUAUAGACCUAAAUCUAGUGUAUCUUGAUCUCACAUCUACUUUGAUUGGCUUAAACUUUCUCAGUUGAUCACACAGAUGCAAACUGCAGCAACAACAAUAGUGAUUGGCUAAUGAACUGACCUAUCAGAGAUAUCAUUGGAACUAAGUGUAAUUACUGGUCCAAUUUGAAUGAAUUAAAGUAUUUGAAUUAACUAAUGUACCAAUCAUUACUGUUAUAUAUUUGUUGCCAUGACUUUAGAAGAGUAGACAGAAAUACAUCGCUGACUGUAGAAUUCCAAUUGAAGCUCAAAUUAUGAAAAAACAGUGGACCAGUUUAAACGGCAGGGAUGGCCUAGACAUAAAAUAAA